GCGUCCUGCUGCUGCCUCUCAACCGAAUGGGAUUCCAUGUAGUCUGCAGAUAGACUUAACUUUCUAAAGUCUUUUUUCUUUAUUUUUUUCACUGCGAUUAAAAUAUAUUUGUCAUCAUCAUUAUUAUUUUGCCUGCUGUCAAGUUAUUCUAAAAUUAGGAAGUAAUGAGCGUGGAUGCACUGGGAAGCCCCGUGAUGGACCCUACGUUUUCCAAACGGAACACGGCGCUGAGAUUAGUUGACUUGGCAGGGGCUCACCACCAUCACCAUCAUCACCACCAUACCCCUCAGAGCGUGACAGGCUUCCCGGGGUUCAGCAGCCAUCCACACUCAAUGGCUCACUCGCACCCUGGGGAGAUUACUGCGGAACCCCGCCUGGGGCCGAGUCCAUUCGGGCCAGAACACAUGGGGCACUCCGCGGCCCUCAAAAUCAGCCCAGCCCAUCAUUAUCCCCACCACCAUCACCACCACCACAAUCAUCAUAUGGCAGGCCACAGUGAAGUGGUCUCCAGUCAAACGGGAGCUUUUGGCCCGGUUCAGGCGACAUCGGUCCCCUAUCCUAUGUCUCACCCGGCCCAGGCUCUAUCCGCAGGCAGGGACUUCCUCAUCCGGAGAGAUCUGACAGCUCAAGCCAUGCCCGUGCUGACCGACCAGUCUGCCGGUUCAGCCUCUCACCACGGAAUGUUUGUCUCAACAACAGGUAGCUAUCCCGGACACUAUGGUCACCACCCUGACGCUGGGAACCUCUUCUCCGGACUCCAUCACGACCAGUCUUCGAGCGGAUCCCCGGGUGGCCAAGCGUUGAAUGGACAAAUACGGUUAGGACUACCUGGAGAAAUGUACGUUAGAUCUGAUCACUUGAGUCAAGUGACAAGCUCCAGGGCUGAUCCUUUCUCCGCCUCGCCGCUGCAUGGCUACGGUGGUCUAAAUCUGAACAUGAAUCUGAGCGCGCACCACCACCACCACCACCACGGAGCCGGUGCCUUCUUCCGUUACAUGAGGCAGCCGAUAAAGCAAGAGCUCAUCUGCAAGUGGCUCGAGCCGGAGCUAUCGCCGAAAAAACUUUGCUCCAAAACUUACAGCACCAUGCACGAGCUGGUUACGCACGUGACGGUGGAGCACGUCGGAGGACCGGAGCAGGCGAACCAUAUCUGUUUUUGGGAAGAGUGUCCGAGGGAAGGCAAGCCUUUUAAAGCCAAGUACAAACUUGUAAAUCACAUCCGAGUGCACACCGGGGAGAAACCGUUUCCAUGUCCCUUCCCUGGCUGUGGGAAAGUGUUUGCAAGAUCGGAGAACCUUAAGAUCCACAAAAGGACGCACACAGGUGAGAAGCCCUUCAAGUGUGAGUUUGACGGCUGCGACCGACGCUUCGCGAACAGUAGUGACCGGAAGAAGCACUCACACGUGCACACCAGCGAUAAGCCCUACAACUGCAAAGUGCGAGGCUGCGAUAAAUCCUACACACACCCCAGCUCCUUGCGGAAACACAUGAAGGUGCACUGCAAGUCCCCCCCGCCCAGCUCCGGGUACGAGUCCUCCACGCCGUCCCUGGUAUCCCCCUCGUCGGACAUGGGCCGGGAGCCAGGGUCCUCCUCGGAGCCGGUGGGAGCCUCCCAGCCGGCCAAUCUAAGUGAAUGGUACGUGUGCCACAGUUCAGGUGCCAGUGGUGUCCAAACACCCCCCAGUGGGGCCUCCACACCAGACCCCUCAGACGAGCCACCUUACAGGAACCAAGAGCCGAGGGACGCGUUUUAAUCUGGACUUGAACGCAUCAUUGACGCGUUUAAAUCUGGACUUGAACGCAUCAUGGACACAUUUUGAAAGCCUCACUGUUCUAAACGGCUUGGCUGCGGUGCCUAUACGCCUCUUGGAAGAGCUACCCAACAUUUGGAAGGUGCAGACCCUAAAGACGUGCUAAUUUCCAGGCACUCUAAAAAUAUAUAUUUUGAAAGCUCAGCUGUUUAAAAGCUUGGCUCGGUGCCUGACGGUCCACUUGUGGAGAGUCGUGUAAAUCCCGUUAGACUGUUCAUGUGGUAUUUUUAUUAGGCUAUAGGCAUGUUGGUGUACAAUUAUUUUGUAAAUUCAAUAUGUUUUUAUUUAUUUUUCAAUCUGAUAUUGAAGGGAAUUUUUUGUAUUAUCGAACCAAAGUGCAUGUUUCAAUUCGGAGGGAAAAAAAUGUACAUUUGUAAAUUUUGUAAGUUUCGAUGUGUUGGUGUUUGCAGUUAUUUGUACAAAUCGUUUGUAUGUUUAUUUUUUCCCCAUGUGUGCAGAAGGCUCAACAAUUUGAACUGUUUCAUACGCCUGCAGUAUUUGAUAUACGACCGUGAAAUUAUAAAUGUUUUAUCAAAGUGGGCAUUUUGUGAUUUUGUAUCUUUGUCGUCAAUAUAAAUAUAUAUUUUUUCUUUUGUUUUUUUGUUGGAAUAUCUGAAAACGAACGGCACUCAAAACGCGUACCGA
Molecule: messenger RNA, 2456 nt
Organism: Eleginops maclovinus (Patagonian blennie)
Lineage: Eukaryota; Metazoa; Chordata; Actinopteri; Perciformes; Eleginopidae
Gene: zic4
Product: zic family member 4
Exons: 2
Coding region: 165-1754 (529 amino acids)
Biological process (GO): regulation of transcription by RNA polymerase II
Cellular component (GO): nucleus
Molecular function (GO): DNA-binding transcription factor activity, RNA polymerase II-specific; RNA polymerase II cis-regulatory region sequence-specific DNA binding
Source: RefSeq, a predicted model, not a curated record